AUGUCAUCAUCAUUUGAAAAACACGAUGAAAAGACAUCAAAUGAAGUUGUCACUAACUCAACAUCCGGCAUCGUAUCUGACAAUACUAUGGAAACUACCCAAAUCGAGCAAAUAAACAUCGAUGGUGUAGUUAAUGCUAAUAUGUUACACGCACAUCUAGCAAUGCUAGCACAAUUUAAUAAUCUAGAACAAAAAGAUAGUGAAGUUGAUCAACGAUUUUUGUUACGUUCUGAGAAACGUUAUUUAUUGUGGUUAGAGUUAUUGAAUAACGGGUCUUUUAAAGAUGCUGAAGAAGUUCCCAUUCCGCCAAUCGACGUAUGUCUAAUUUGGCACGCACAUUUACUUUCACCAUUUCGAUAUUAUGAAGAUAUGCGACGUUUGCAUGAUCCAUUAUCGAAAGAAUAUAAUUUUCCGUUGGCUAAAUUACAUGAAACUUGGAGUCAAACUAAGGGAGAUCAUAUCGAUGAGCGAUCAAAACAAUUUUGGGAAGAGAAUACUAAACAACCAUGGGUUCUUGAUCCAAAUGAUACUUCGAAUUUUGAAUUAGUCUGCCCAUGGUGUUCUACGACAUUAAUGAUGGCCGCUACUGUUGAUGGCGAAUAUAGUGAGGUGUAUGCUAUUUCUGACUCAGAUUAUUUGUUCAAUUUAAGUACUUGGAAGAAGCUUAUAGAUAAAUCGAAAAAAAGUUCUGAAGAUUGUAAUUGGGCAAAGGUUUCUGAAAUUGCUGCUGUAAUCUUACCACCUUAUGCUAUCUAUCUUGCGUAUAAGAUGAAUCAAUAUCAAAAAGGCACGGCUAAACAAAAGAAUUCGCAAGAUCUUUCACAAGAAGACAUUGUGGCGGUGGAUGCGGAACUGGUGUUGGUGGAUGCGGAAGUGGUGGAUGCGGAAGUGGGGGAUGUGGAAGUGGUGGAUGCGGAGGUGGUGGAUGCGGAGGUGGUGGAUGUGGUGGUGGGGGAUGUGGUGGUGGUGGUUAAAGAAAACCUUAGUGGUUGUGGGGUACAUGUUAAUUAUAAGGAAUCUGA
Messenger RNA from Racocetra fulgida, 1022 nucleotides. NCBI's taxonomy places the organism in Eukaryota, Fungi, Glomeromycota, Glomeromycetes, Diversisporales, Gigasporaceae. The record is from the annotation of a GenBank genome assembly.